Rotaria sp. Silwood2 is the source of this 1944-nucleotide messenger RNA. Lineage: Eukaryota; Metazoa; Rotifera; Eurotatoria; Philodinida; Philodinidae. The record is from the annotation of a GenBank genome assembly.
AUGCUUCCGAAAAUUAUUUCAUGUAUUUGGUGUUCAAAAAUUACCAAAAAAAAUUCGUUUAAUCAAACCAAAUCCUGGCGAAAUAUAUGUACAAAAGGAUAUCAAUGGAUUCAUCAACUUAUUGAAGAACGUGGAAGUGAUCUUGAAACAGAAAUGCUUAUUUGUAGUAAAUGUCUUACGAUGUUAUAUAAAGCAAGAAAAUGUCGUGGAACAGCUAAUGGUGAAGGUUUUUGUGGUGAUGGAAAUAAUGAAGAAUAUUGCAUUUGGUGCUUAAAAUAUAGUACAGAAACUGUACCAUUAUCAGCUGCAGAACGAAUAUCAUUACUUUGUGAUUAUAAAAUAUAUUGUUCAUCCAAUGCUCGACGUUGUGUCAAUCGAUGUUUAGAAAUUCCUGUUCAACGAACAAAUGAACCAACUCGUCUUACAGCUAAACAAACAAUAUCAAUUUUAAAUGAUCUUAUUGAUGAAGUUAAUCGUAUUAAACUUAUGCCAAUAUUUCUUGAAAAUGAUUCAGUUGGAUCGGAAGAAGAUUUUAUAGCAUGGACCGGUUGGAAUUUAAACCAGUUGAUGGAAAUGACUUCACUUAUUGAACCUCAUAUGUAUAAAUCAAAACAUCGAUCACCAUUUGGAGCUGUUUGUAUGUAUUGGAUCAAAUUGAAAACGAAUCUUUCCUUCAGACAAAUUGGAACUAUAUUUAAAAUUCAAACAACGAAAGAAAGUAUUCGAAAAAGAGUAGAAGAUACUUUUCACACGGUUUCUACUCAUUUAUACAACGCAUUAGUUCCAUUACAUUUAGGUUUCCAUCACAUUUCCCGUACAGAUGCACUUGAACAUCAUACAGCUUAUACGAAAACAUUUUUUGGAAAUAAUUUAUCAAUUAUUUGGGAUGGAACUUAUAUAUAUACAAAUAAAAGUGAAGAUCAUAAAUUACAACAGGAAACAUAUUCUGGACAAAAAUCUCGACAUUUAAUUAAGUUUAUGUCUAUAAUUUUACCAGAUGGUUAUGUUUUGGACUUAAUUGGUCCCUUUAAGGGUAAAGAUAAUGAUGCUAAAAUCUCAAAGGCAAUUCUUGAUAUGAAUGAUAAUCUAUCAAUUAUUUGUGAACCAGGUGAUACACAAAUAGUGGAUCGUGGUUUCAGGGAUGUUGCUGGGGUGUUCGAAGAUUUAGGUUUUGCUGUAAAGAUGCCUGGAUUUCUAAAACAAGGUGAAAAACAACUUACUGCUGAACAAGCUAAUGAUACCAGAAUGACAACGAAAACCAGAUGGGUGGUGGAAUCUUUCCAUUCUCAAUUUAAAAAAUGGCGCUUUUUCUCUGAACGAAUAUCUCAAGAUUAUAUUGCAUAUAUUGAUAUCCUUGUUCGAACAGUUGCAGCAAGUUUAAAUAAAUAUAGAUCUCGUCUUUAUGAAGGUAAAUCACCAGAAGACUAUGCAUUAGCCAAUAAAAUGUUAUUAUUAAAAUCUCGAUCAAGUCAUCUUGAACAACUAAUUAUUAAUGGUAAUUUAUCAUUACGAAAACAAUGGAACAAUAUAUAUGAUAUUGAACCAGAUUUUAAUUUUCCUUAUCUUACACUUGAUUUCCUACGUGAGUACACAUGUGGAAUAUAUCAAAUAAAACAAAGCUCAUCAUAUGCAAAAGCUCAUUUAUUUAAUAACGACGAUCAAUUUGAAUUUCAACUUUUCUCUUCUAAUGAUUCUCUUCUUCAUUGUCGAUUACACAGCAAACAUUCAAGAACAACUAAAUAUUAUUUAUGUAUUCAAUUUGACAAUGAUGAUGAUGAUGAUCCAAUAAAAGAUCAUUAUUGUCAAUGUAAGUCAGGAGCCCGAAAUCUAGGAUGUUGUUCCCACGUAGCCACUGUGGUCUGGUACAUUGGUUAUGCGCGUCAUAUCUCCUGGACUCCACCUACACGUACUCAUAUUUUUCGAGAAAAAAUUUUCGUCUGUUGA